Molecule: messenger RNA, 3546 nt
Organism: Alnus glutinosa
Lineage: Eukaryota; Viridiplantae; Streptophyta; Magnoliopsida; Fagales; Betulaceae
Product: disease resistance protein RPV1-like
Exons: 6
Coding region: 190-3402 (1070 amino acids)
Biological process (GO): signal transduction; defense response
Molecular function (GO): protein binding; ADP binding
Source: RefSeq, a predicted model, not a curated record
UCGCACUUUAUACUUCAUAGGUGCUGCUGCUGGUCCCACGACGUACUCCCAACCUCUGUUGGGAAAAUUAAAAAGACAAAAGAAUUUUUGUGGAGGAUUUUCGAGACAUGGGUGACACCAUGUCAAAAAGGUCUCUUGGGGGGUGUUCUUCCUGUUCUCUGCGUCUGCAAAUUAGCUUGUAAUUCUCCAAUGGCGCCCACGAGCGGUCUAAGAGCCUCUUCAACACCUCCGUGGAUACCUAGAUGGAGAUACGAUGUUUUCCUCAGCUUCCGCGGCGAAGACACUCGCAGGAGCUUUACGGACCAUCUACAUGCUGCUUUGGUAGGAGGGAACGGCAUUAUCACCUUUAGAGACGAUAAAAAACUCGAGCGAGGAAACGAUAUUUCUGAAGAGCUCUCGAAAGCAAUAGAAGAAUCCAUGUGUGCGGUCGUUGUUAUCUCAGAAAACUAUGCUUUCUCUAAAUGGUGCUUGAUUGAACUUGCAAAGAUUGUCGAAUGCAGGAGACAGACAGGACUGAAAGUUUUGCCCGUUUUCUACCACGUGCGUCCCACUGACGUCCAAUACCAGAAGGGGAGUUUUGCUAAUGCUUUUGCUCGGCAUAGAGAGGACCCCGAGGUUGACGAACAGGAGAUCAUAACGUGGGGAGCUGCUUUGAGAAAAGUGGCCAAUCUCGCCGGAUGGCAUAUCGAUGAUAAUUGUUACGAGUCAAAAAUUGUCAAAAAAAUCCUUCAAUGCAUAAAUAAUGAAUUGCAUAGUAGCGGUUCACUUGCUUCCAAGCUUGGUUUUGUUGGACUUGAAUCUCGUCUGGUGGAAGUUAUGAAGUUACUCGAUACUGGGGAGGGUGGUGUUUGCUUUAUAGGGAUUCAUGGGAUGGGUGGGGUGGGCAAGACCAAACUGGCAAACGUCAUUUAUCAUGUGGUUUAUCCUCAAUUUGAAUUUAGAUGCUUUCUUUGUUGUAAGAAAGAUUCAUCCACAAGGACCAGAUAUAGUCGUCCUCUGAAUGAUUUACGAAAGCAGCUUAUUUCUGACUUAUUCAAGGGAAAAGAAAUAAAUAUAUUGGAUGAUGGUGAUCUAAUCUCUGUGAUAAGACACCGAAAGGUUUUACUUGUUCUUGAUGAUGUGGAUAUAGAACAAAUACAAGCAUUAGCAUGGAGCCCUGAUUUGUUUGGUUGGGGGAGUAGAAUCAUUUUGACAAGCAGAGAUGUUCAUUUGUUGAAAAGGCAUGCGACUGCUAUCUAUGAGGUGAAGAUGUUGAAUGAUUAUGAAGCUUUGAAGCUCUUCAGUUGGCAUGCAUUCAAACAACCCUAUCCUAAAGAAAAUUAUAAGAGUCUGUCUUGGAAAUUUGUGACUUAUGCUCAAGGUCUUCCUUUAGCUCUUGAAGUUUUGGGUAGCUACUUGUUUCGUAGAAAACGAUAUGAAUGGAAAAGUUUCUUGGAUCGAAUACAAGUACGGCCUAUGGAAAUAAUCAUAGAUCAGUUACGAAGCAGUUUUGAUGGACUGGACGUUUUAGAAAGAGAUUUAUUUUUAGAUAUUGCGUGUUUCUUCCAAGGAUCAUACUUAGUUAGCAUAAUACAUAAACUAGAAAGUUUUGGUUACUUUCCAAACUCCACUAUCCCACAUCUUAGGGACAAAUCUCUUCUAGCCAUCUCAAGGGGCAGAUUGGUGAUGCAUGGUUUGAUAGAAAAAAUGGGUCAGCAAAUAGUUGAACAUGAAGACAAACAUAGUCCUGGUAACCGCAGUAGAUUGUGGCAUUGGAGGGAUGUCCUUUACGUAUUGCAGCAUAAUAAGGGAACUGAACGGGUUCAAGCCAUGGUCCUCGACUUCCCUAAUAAUAGGAAAAAGAAACAAUUGAGACUGGAUGCCUUCUCAAACAUGAAAAGAUUGAGAAUGCUUAAGAUUGGAAACAUUGGUUGUGUAGAAAAUGUUUCUGAACUUUUUGAUAAGUUAAGCACUCUGGUAUGGCAUGGAGAACUUUCAACAUUCGUGCUAUCAAAUGAAUUGCGCAUUUUGGAAUGGUGUGGAUGUCCUCUAAAAUCAUUGCCAACCAGUUUUGAGCCAGACAAGCUUGUUGAACUCAGCAUGCCUUUUAGCCCUAUCGAAAAAUUGUGGAAAGGAGUUCAGAGUUUGGAGGAUUUGAAAAUCAUUGACCUGCGUGGCUCUCAAAACUUGAUCGAGGCACCAGACUUCACCGGAGUCCCAAGUCUUGAGAGACUAGAGCUUGAAGGUUGUACAAGUUUGUCCAAGCUCCAUCCAUCUAUUGGAUUUCUUAAAUGUCUUAAACGAUUGAAUUUACGAAAUUGCAAACGUCUUAAAAGCCUUCCAGACUUGAUCAGCUUGGAAUCUCUUGAGUUUUUUGAUCUAUCUGGUUGCUCAAGACUCAAGACGUUUCCAGCUAUCCUAGGAAAUAUGACAUCUUUGUGGAUGCUUAAAUUGGACGGUACUGCUAUAGAACAAUUACCGUUACCAUUUGAGCGUUUAUCUGGUCUUGAAAUUCUGAGUUUAGAAAACUGCAAAAACCUUUCAUUUUUUCCCCGUGACAUUUCCUGUUUAUCAUCACUUGAGAUUGUAAACCUGAGCGGGAAUGAGUUUGCGAGAAUACCAGAUAGCAUUUGUCAGCUUUCCAAUCUUGAAUCACUUUACUUGAGAAAUUGUAUCAGGCUUCAAGCAUUGCCAAAGCUUCCAUUGAGUUUAACAUAUUUGUACGUUGAGAAUUGUCCAUUGCUGGAGAUGUUUUCGGACCAAAUAUACACGAGGGCUUUAAGUGAUAUAUUGGUGACCACCGAUUGCUCCAUAGCAGCAUUGUAUAUUGAUUAUGAUGGUGGCAGUCCCUGCAAUAUUUUACAAUUGGAUCUACGAACACAUUUACAGAAAGAAGGCUAUUGGAGAAGCUUUUUUGGUACCAAGGUAAUAUGUGGGUCGUGGUUGGGACCUGGAAUCCCAAAGUGGUUCAACAAUAAAAGUGCUAGUUCCUCUGUAAAACUUGAGAUGCAUCCAGAUUUGAAUGAUAACAGGGAGUGGAAGGGAUGUGCUGUGUUUGUUGUUUAUGAAGUCCAUAAGAGCACUGAUCCUACUCUUUGUCACUUUGUUUUUCAUUUUGAGACCGACGAAGGGCGUCUACAUAUACCCUUUGUCCUUCCUGUCCCUAAAUUCCCAUCUGUUGGGCCAACUGGAUUCUGGGUGUAUAUACCAGCUAAAUGGUUUUUGGAACAGUCGAAGAAAUUGGAUGGAUGGAGCUACAUUGAGGCUUUAAUUUUGACAGACAGCUCGGCUGUGGAGGUGAAAGAGUGUGGGAUGCGUGUUGUAUGCAGUCAGCAUGAUGCUUCGGAAUUCUACAACGCUUUGAAUAUUAUUGCUCAUGGUUUGGAUUUAGAGACUUAUCACCCUCCUUUAUAUCGUUUAUAAUUGAGGAACAUCCAUGGUAUGGAAGCUCGUAAAGUCAUCCUCUGAAGUUUCUGCUGGAAGUGCCCCAAGAGAUGAUCGGUGAAGUCGGCUCAAAAUUUGGUCUUCUUUUCUUAUCAUGCUUGAAUUUGAAUGCAUUUCAAAUUU